Messenger RNA from Gymnogyps californianus (California condor), 1110 nucleotides. It is a transcript of the gene PEX3, whose product is annotated as peroxisomal biogenesis factor 3. Gene Ontology annotation, cellular component: peroxisomal membrane. The record is from RefSeq and is a predicted model, not a curated record. Bases 1 to 1110 code for a protein of 369 amino acids. Gene Ontology annotation, molecular function: protein-macromolecule adaptor activity. The transcript is spliced from 12 exons. Gene Ontology annotation, biological process: protein import into peroxisome membrane. Lineage: Eukaryota; Metazoa; Chordata; Aves; Accipitriformes; Cathartidae.
AUGCUCCGGUCCCUAUGGAGUUUCCUCAAGCGGCACAAGAAGAAAUGCCUCGUCCUCGGCACCUUCCUCGGCGGAGUCUAUUUACUGGGAAAAUAUGGGCAGAAGAAAAUCAGAGAAAUCCAAGAACGAGAGGCAGCUGAAUACAUCGCCCAAGCGCGAAGGCAGUAUCAUUUUGAAAGUAAUCAGAGGACAUGCAAUAUGACAGUGCUGUCAAUGCUUCCAACAUUGAGGGAUGCCUUAAUGCAUCAAUUAAAUUCUGAGAGUCUCACGUCUCUUCUUAAAAAUAGGCCAGCAAACAAGUUAGAAAUAUGGGAGGAUUUAAAGAUAAUAAGUUUCACAAGAAGCAUUGUAGCUGUAUAUAGUACCUGUAUGCUAGUAGUUCUUUUGCGAGUCCAGUUAAAUAUUAUUGGCGGUUACAUCUACCUAGAUAAUGCUGCACUCUGCAAAAACGGCACAACACCGCUAGCUCCCCCUGAAGUUCAGCAGCAAUAUUUAUCAAGUAUUCAGCACCUUUUAGGAGAUGGACUGACUGAGUUAAUAACUAUUGUUAAACAAGCUGUGCAUAAAGUUUUUGGAAGUAUUUCCCUUAAGCACACCCUAUCUCUUCUGGAGCUGGAACAGAAACUUAAAGAUAUCAGGGAAGUAGUGGAACAUAAAGAUUCAGAUCAGAUUGCGUCUUACUCUCCCUUUUGUCAUUAUCUGAUGCCAGAUGAAGAAAACCCCUUGGCUACCCAGGCCUGUGGACUUACAGAAAGAGACAUUGCUACAAUUAAAUUACUUAAUGAAACUAGAGAUAUGCUAGAAAGUCCAGACUUCAGUACAGUUUUGAGCACAUGUUUAAACAGAGGAUUCAGUCGACUGCUGGACAAUAUGGCAGAGUUUUUUAGACCUACUGAACAGGACCUCUCUCAGAAUGGCUCUGUAAAUAGUCUUUCCAGUGUCAGUCUUCCUUUAGCCAAGAUAAUUCCAAUAAUAAAUGGACAGAUCCAUUCAGUAUGCAGUGAAACACCCAGUCACUUUGUUCAGGACCUGUUGAUGAUGGAACAAGUGAAAGAUUUUGCUGCUAAUGUUUAUGAAGCUUUUAGUACCCCUCAGCAACUAGAGAAAUGA